Molecule: messenger RNA, 798 nt
Organism: Penicillium cosmopolitanum
Lineage: Eukaryota; Fungi; Ascomycota; Eurotiomycetes; Eurotiales; Aspergillaceae
Exons: 2
Coding region: 1-798 (265 amino acids)
Source: RefSeq, a predicted model, not a curated record
AUGACCCCCGAGAAUGAACGCCUGAGUGUUUUGGUGGAAGAUUUGAAUGCUGUCACACAGGACUUGGUCACGGACAUUCCCGCCCGGACCGAAAACGAAAAGCAGCUCUGCGCUUUGGCUGCAAACUGUCACGCAUUGUCAGCAGAGCUCUAUCAAAUUCUCCGACGUUUGAAAGUGGGAGAUAAGAAAUCGAAAUGGGAGGGCCUGAUGGUGAAGUGGAACAGUAUGCGGAAGGAAAAGGAUAUUGAUUCGAUUGAGCGACGACUGAAUGGGUAUCAAUCUCAGAUUUUAAUCCGAUUACAAGUCAUGUUCGGUCAGAAAACCGAUGAGCAGGACUCUCUAGUCAAUAGCCAGCUCGCGGCCCUUCGAAGAGAGGGCAAAGCACUUCAAAAUCAGACGGCCUCCCAGCUAGAUGAGUUAUGCCAGACUAUUUUGACGCUGGUUGAUUCCCUUAACUCGGCUCCAGCACCAGAUAAUCCAUACGGGUCAAAAGAGGGACCGUUGGCCAAAUUAGGCGCUUCGUUGUUCGAAUUUCGGACUGUGACGACUUCAAUCUCACAAGAAAACAAGAUCCUGGAGCGUCUGGCCUUUACAUCUAUGUACAGUCGCGAGAACAACAUUGAAGAUGCUGAGAGUGGGACCUUCGCGUGGAUAGUUGACGAGGAAUCUCAACCGACAGAUGAUCGGAGCAACUCUUCUUACGAGUCCGAAGAAAACCACGAGGAGGGGAGGGAGAGGAGACGGUAUGAGGAAGAGAAAGAAAAAGCAGGGGACCCUGCGAAAGUGUACUCGAGAUAA